AUAAAAUAAAUCUCAAGAUGAGCAUAUCAAACGGCUCCGAAACCCUCCUAGAGCAUAUGUGUAGCAUACAAAUCAAUGGGCCACCAGCAGCUCGUCGUCUUAUCAAUAUUAUCUGCACCAUUGGGCGUGUCACUCGUACCAAGGAGAUGUUGAAGCAACUCAUUAAGGGCGGCAUGAAUAUAGCACGGCUCAAUUUCUCAUAUGAAUCACAUGAGCAACACAAAUCCACUAUCGAAUUGAUACGUGAAGCAUCGACAGAAGUCACCGAAGAGGCAGGUUAUCGCAAGCACAUUGCCAUUGCUAUAGACACAAAGGGUCCCGAAAUACGCACCGGUUCAUUCGAGGGCUUUAAUGAGGUUGAAUUAAAAAAGAACGAAACUCUUCGACUCUCCAUCAAUAAGGAUCUUAUGGACAAAGGCAACAAGGAGACGAUUUAUGUCGAUUAUCCAAAUUUAAUUAAUGUCUUGCAGCCGGGCAAUAUAAUUUAUCUGAGUGAUGGCGCCAUUACACUGCUGGUAAAAGAGGUGGCUGUGGAUUGUGUGAUUUGUCAAGUGGAAGUUGGUGGCAUUUUAGGUGCUUCCAAGGGUGUUUGGCUACUGUAUGUUAAUAUCGAUUUGCCACCAGUGUCUGAGAAGGAUCGCUUCGAUUUGCGUUUUGCCGUAGAUAAUAAUGUGGACUUCAUUUUUGCUUCAAAAACACGUCAUCCCUCUGCCAUACGGGAGAUACGCGCUGUCCUGGGUGAACGUGGCAAGAACAUACAAAUUAUUUGCAAACUCGAUUGUGCACAAAUCUUAAAUUACUUAGAUGAAGUGAUAAAUGCUUCGGACGGCAUACUAAUCGAUCGCGGUAGUUUGGGUAUUGAAGUGCAGGAGGAAAAACUAUUUAUUUUACAAAAAGCCAUAAUAGCGCGUUGUAAUCGUGCUGGCAAACCCGUAAUAGUGGGCACUCAACUGCUCGCCACAAUGAAGUCCCAAUCACGUCCUACUCGUGCCGAUGUCGCUGACUUGGGUAAUAUCGUUAUCGAUGGUGUAGAUGGUGUAAUGAUUGCGAGUGAAAGUGCCAUUGGCAAGUAUCCGUUGGAGACACUCACUUAUAUGGCUAGUAUUUGUGCUGAGGCUGAAGCUGCCAUUUGGCAUCGUCAUUUACAUCAAGAACUGAUGUUAAACAAUCCGGCAGCAAUCGAUGCAGUGCAUGCAGUGGCGUUGGCAGCAGUGGACGCGGCACAAAAAUCUAUGGCGACGAUCAUUGUGACCCUGACGACGUCUGGAAAAUCGGCCUAUAUGAUCAGCAUGUACAGGCCACAUUGUCCCAUUGUUGCAUUGACGCGUUGCAGCAGAACUGCACGACAGUGUCAGUUGAGACGUGGCAUUUACUCUGUUUUGUACUUGGAAAAAUCUGAUCCUGACUAUCAGAAGGAUGUUGAGCUUCGCGUUCAGUAUGCCUUGGUCGCUGCCAAAAAGAUGAGACUCGUCGAUAGAGGCGAUUCAGUGGUGAUAAUAUCCCCGUGGAAGGAAGGCACUGGUUUCGCCAAUAAUAUGCGCAUUGCCUAUGCUUUCUUUGAACCAGAAAAAAUUGAAUGCCUAGCGAAACGCAGCAAUGCGACUCUAAGAAGCAAAUCUGGAAUGUUGCGUGAUAAUUAAAAAAAAUGAUAAACUCGGUACCUAUUUUCUUUAUAUCGUAUACUUGUGCAUGUAUGUAUAUACCUUGAAUAAAAUUUGAAAUGUAGCAACUUUUA
Molecule: messenger RNA, 1735 nt
Organism: Anastrepha obliqua
Lineage: Eukaryota; Metazoa; Arthropoda; Insecta; Diptera; Tephritidae
Product: pyruvate kinase-like
Exons: 2
Coding region: 18-1640 (540 amino acids)
Biological process (GO): glycolytic process
Cellular component (GO): cytoplasm
Molecular function (GO): magnesium ion binding; pyruvate kinase activity; potassium ion binding
Source: RefSeq, a predicted model, not a curated record